UGGAUUGGUUGCUCAGUAGCACGUGAUAAGAAGUCUUUAUUAGCUCCUUCGCCAAAGAUUUGCGUUCAGUCGGUUCCUUGUUGCAGGAGCAUUGUGUUGUCUGGUUCCAUUCUAGAGACACGUGAAUAAUCAAUCUCUCACAUCUCACAAAUACAACACCGGCCAUCAUGGUGAAACUAGCUAAGGGUGCAAAAACACAAGCUAAGCCCAAGAAGGCAGCGCCACCACCUCCAAAAGAUAUGGAUGACAGUGAUGAAGAGGAGGACUCUGAAGAUGAAAGCAGUGAGGAGGAGAUGGAAGUACCUGUGAAGAAAACGCCAGCCAAAAAAGCAGCCACUCCAGCCAAAGCAACGCCUGGAAAAGCAGCCACUCCAGCUAAAGCUACAGUCACACCAGGAAAGAAGGGGGCCACUCCAGGAGCCAAGAAUGGGAAGCAGGCAAAGAAACAAGAGAGUGAAGAAGAGGAAGAUGACUCUGAUGAGGAAGACCAGAAACCUAUUAAAAAACCAAUUGCUAAGAAAGCUGUAGCAAAGAAAGAGGAGUCUGAGGAAGAUGAUGAGGAUGAAGAUGAAUCUGAGGAGGAAAAGCCUGUUGCCAAGAGGCCUCUUGCCAAGAACCCUCCAGUUAAGGUUACACCAGCAAAGAAAUCUACAGGGAAAAAACAGGAAUCUGAUGAUGAAGAAGAUGAGUCUGAGGAAGAAAAGCCUGUUGCCAAGAAACCUCCAGCAAAGAAACCUGCAGGAAAAAAACAGGAAUCUGAGGAUGAAGAAUCAGAUGAGGAUGAAGAGGAGCCAAUGGAGGUUGCAUCAGCUCAAAAGGGGAAGAAAACUGCCCCUGCCAAAGCGGAGGAUGAUGAUGACGAUGACGACGAUGAUGAUGACGAUGAUGAUGAAGACGAUGAGGAGGAUGAUGACGAUGAACAGCAAGGCCCUGCAAAACGCAAAAAAGAAAUGCCAAAAAAUAAUGUUCCUGAGGCAAAAAAAACUAAAACUGACACUGCAUCAGAAGGUUUCUCCAUAUUUAUUGGCAACUUAAACUCCACAUUGGAUUUUGAUGAGCUUAAAGAUGCCCUGAGGGAGUUCUUUUCAAAGAAGAACCUAACCAUACAGGAUGUAAGGAUUGGAGGCACAAAGAAGUUCGGCUAUGUGGAUUUCUCUUCUGAAGAAGAGGUUGAGAAGGCUCUGAAACUGUCUGGGAAGAAGAUACUUGGUUUAGAGGUGAAGAUUGAAAAGGCAGUGGCUUUUGACAAAAAUAAAAAUGCUGAAAAUAAAAAAGAGAGGGAUUCUCGAACUCUGUUUGUGAAGAACAUUCCCUAUAGCACAAGUGCUGAAGAGCUGCAGGAGAUAUUUGAAAAUGCUAAAGAUAUUCGAAUUCCUACUGGAAAUGAUGGAUCAAAUAAAGGGAUUGCAUAUGUUGAGUUUAGCACUGAAGCUGAGGCAAACAAAGCUCUUGAAGAAAAGCAAGGAGCAGAGAUCGAAGGACGCUCUCUCUUUGUUGACUUCACUGGUGAAAAGAGCCAGAAUUCUGGAGGCAGAAGAGGGCCUGCAGGUGAUUCUAAGGUUCUUGUUGUAAACAACUUGUCAUAUAGUGCUACAGAAGAUAGUUUGCGAGAAGUCUUUGAAAAAGCAACAUCUAUUCGGAUACCACAGAACCAGGGACGGGCUAAAGGCUUUGCCUUUGUUGAGUUUUCCUCUAUGGAAGAUGCAAAAGAGGCAAUGGAUUCUUGUAACAACACAGAAGUCGAGGGAAGGUCGAUACGGCUGGAGUUUAGCCAAGGAGGUGGACCUCAAGGUGGUGGAAGGGGAGGUUCAGUACAAUCAAAAACACUCUUUGUCAGAGGACUUUCUGAAGACACCACUGAAGAAACUUUAAAGGAAGCAUUUGAUGGCUCCAUUAAUGCCAGGAUAGUAACAGACCGAGAUACUGGAGCAUCCAAGGGGUUUGGAUUUGUAGAUUUCUCUUCUGCUGAAGAUGCUAAAGCUGCCAGAGAGGCCAUGGAGGAUGGGGAAAUUGAUGGUAAUAAAGUUACUCUUGACUUCGCAAAACCUAAAGGAGAUUCCCAACGUGGAGGACGCGGAGGCUUUGGUGGCGGACGUGGAGGUUUUGGUGGCAGAGGAGGUGGCCGUGGAGGUUUUGGUGGCAGAGGAGGUGGCCGUGGAGGUUUUGGUGGCAGAGGAGGUGGAGGUGGACGUGGAAGAGGAGGAUUUGGAGGAAGAGGAGGUGGAGGAUUCGGAGGUGGAAACCAGGGUCAGGGAAAGAAGAUAAGGUUUGAUGACUGAGCAGUUUUCAUCUCCCCUUUAAAUCUCAAGCCAUCUCCCUGAAAGGACUCUGGGGGCAGGAUUCCCUUCCCCAAACAAAUCUAGCCUUGACAGAGCCUCCUGUGUGGACAUUCCAAUGUGGAAAUACAUUUUUCCUGUUAUCACCUGGAUUCCAAGUCAUUUCAUGGAAGAUGGGACUGCUUGACUGUCCUUAUACAGACUUUUUUUUUUUUUUUUUUUAAAGUGUGAGCAGAAACCCUGCUGGGACUUGGCAAAUUCUUAUGUUUUACCCACUGUACAAAAGAUUGAUUUUUUUUUUUUCUUAAUUCCUCUAGUAUUUUGCUCAAAAGUGCAGAAUGUUAAUGGUUUGUGCUUCAGCAGCUUGUCUUGUUCAAAUUAAAGAACCUCAUCUGGU
This is a messenger RNA of Xenopus laevis (African clawed frog), 2673 nucleotides long. It is a transcript of the gene nucleolin.S, whose product is annotated as nucleolin S homeolog. The coding region runs from base 168 to 2279 and encodes 703 amino acids. Gene Ontology annotation, cellular component: nucleolus. The transcript is spliced from 17 exons. Lineage: Eukaryota; Metazoa; Chordata; Amphibia; Anura; Pipidae. Gene Ontology annotation, molecular function: nucleic acid binding; RNA binding. The record is from RefSeq and is a predicted model, not a curated record.